Messenger RNA from Mytilus trossulus (common blue mussel), 1923 nucleotides. Its product is annotated as para-nitrobenzyl esterase-like. The record is from RefSeq and is a predicted model, not a curated record. NCBI's taxonomy places the organism in Eukaryota, Metazoa, Mollusca, Bivalvia, Mytilida, Mytilidae. Bases 92 to 1726 code for a protein of 544 amino acids. The transcript is spliced from 4 exons.
CCUUGACAAAGGCACUAUAACAUGCGGAGAGAUUAUAAAUAACUGUGACACUACUUUCCUGAUAACAGGUCAGUAAUCUAUAAAUAUAGAUAUGUUACAAAUCAUAAUGGAAGUAUUUAAAGUAAUAUAUCUUAUAUAUACUAUAGCUGUGAGUAACGGCGCCGUUUCUCAUCAACCACCAGCCGUGGUAUCAACAGAUUGUGGUCCUGUUUUAGGAAUAAAUUCCCCAGCUUUUUUAUUCAAGGGAAUACCAUAUGCCGUUCCACCUUUACGUGAUCUACGAUGGACUCCUCCGCAGGCCCUGAGCAAAAAUGACGGGACAUGUUGGAAAGGAACAUUCAAUGCAUCAACAUUUGGAAACACGUGCAUACAAAGAAAUCCAGACAAUCAAAGCGAAAUUAUAGGUAGUGAGGACUGUCUCUAUCUCAAUGUAUGGACGCCGACGCUAAACUCCAGCGCUAAUCUGCCAGUUAUGGUGUGGAUACAUGGUGGAAGUUUGCAGUUAUCAAAUGGAAACUGGCCGACUUACAGCCCAACUGCACAACUCGCAAACUCGACAAAUGUCGUUUAUGUUAGCAUGAACUAUCGUCUUCAUGCCUUUGGUUUUAUGGCUUUGGAUAUUUUGACAGCUCGGUCGACACAUAGAUCGUCUGGUAAUUAUGGAUUUAUGGAUCAGCAACUAGCACUUCAAUGGGUGCAACGGAACAUCAAAAACUUUGGCGGGAACCCUGAUUUGGUUACCGUGUUUGGUCAGAGUUCUGGAGGAACUAGUAUUAUCGGUCUCCUUGCAUCUCCAUUGUCAAAGGGACUAUUUCAUCGCGCAUGGAUGAUGAGUGCGUCACCUGUUUACAAUAAAACCCUAGUAGAAGCAUCCAAAGAUAACUUAGUGUUUUUGAACAACACUGGCUGUUCCGAUAUACAUUGUCUGGUCAAUGUACCAGCAGAUGACAUUAUUCAUGCAAUUCCAUGGACCGUUUAUCCCUAUUGGGCGAUGAAGGAUCAAAUGGACUUGCCAGUACGUAACUACUUUGAUGGGGCUAUUUGUAUUGUGGAUGGAUACGUUGUACCCGAACCACCGUUUGAAAUGUGGAAGCAAGGAAAAGGAAUAGACGUUCCCGUAAUUGUUGGUACAACCAGUCAGGAGGUCGACUUUCAGCCAUCACAUUCAGAUUUAAACAGCUGGACAUGGGAUACCUAUCACAAAUACGUCCACCAGUAUCUCGACACAUUUCCUGGAAAUAUUUCUUCAAAAGCAUUAGACUUGUACCCAGAUGGUGUAGAAAGCGGAGCUUACCAAUACACAACAAUGACGUCAGAUCUAAGAGUCACCUGUCCCAAUAAUAUUAUGUCAGAUAUACUCAGCAGAUACUUCAAAUCUCCAGUUUAUCGAUACAUUUUAACUUUUUGGCCAUACCAGCCAGUCAACAUAGUUGGUAUUCCAUUCCAGGCUCACUACGCAUGCCAUAUGUGGGACGCCAUUGCAUUUUUCGGCUCCAUAAGCGGCUACUACAAACCUACAAAAGGGGAUCAAAUCUUUGAGAAAUCAAUUCAGAAGGAAAUGGUCCAUUUUGCCAUUACAGGAAAACCAUAUACACAAAGCUGGAAGACUUAUCCAACAAGCAUUGGUCUUCUUACUACAAAUGUGACAGUUGUGUCGUCUUAUCAUGCUGAAAUGUGUAAUUUCUGGAAUGACAACAAUUUCUUCAGCUACGCCUGGAUAAAUUAAUAAAUCUAAAUGAAGUAUACCAUAUGUAUACACUUUCUAUGUUUAACCUAAAACGAAAAACUUAUAUGAUCAGUUUACGUAGCAAUAUUAAAUUUCAGGUAUGAUAACUAAGUAGAUUUCGACACAAAUAUUUAUUAAAAAAACCAGAUAACACCAUGGCUAAAAAUAACGGAAAUACGAUGCUGCUUUGUUGUUGU